Messenger RNA from Chaetomium fimeti, 1733 nucleotides. RefSeq names its product major facilitator superfamily domain-containing protein. The transcript has 5 exons. The record is from RefSeq and is a predicted model, not a curated record. The coding region runs from base 135 to 1733 and encodes 532 amino acids. Gene Ontology annotation, cellular component: fungal-type vacuole membrane. Gene Ontology annotation, molecular function: basic amino acid transmembrane transporter activity. Lineage: Eukaryota; Fungi; Ascomycota; Sordariomycetes; Sordariales; Chaetomiaceae. Gene Ontology annotation, biological process: basic amino acid transport; transmembrane transport.
ACAAAAUUUCAGAUGGCCAGCAUGGGCUCAACAAAAUCCAACAACUUUUGCGCCAUUGACUUUGUAGAUUGCGAUCCGUAUCGUUCAAGUCUUCCCAGAACGGCAACGUCCUUUUUGCGAGAGCAGCAAACAUCAUGACAUCUCCAGAAACCGAGAAUGGGGUCCAUCAGGCGCGAGAAGACCAGCCACUUCUUCGCGCGCCUGAGGAGGACUCUUGGAAGCCGCCGAGGGGUUUCCUAUGGAUCCAAGUGGCCAUCAUGUCCAAUGUCUUUCUGUACGGCUUUGACGGGACCAUCACAGCUGCGACAUAUGCGGUGAUCAGCUCCGAGUUCGACGCAGCCAACACGGCAUCGUGGCUGACGACUUCGUACCUGGUCACAAGCACGGCAUUUCAACCUUUGUACGGCCGGGUGUCGGAUAUUUUUGGGCGCAGGGUGUGCUUCUUCAUCUCGACCAUCACAUUCGCCCUCGGCUGCCUGGGCUGCGGAAUUGCUGGCGAUAUUGUGCUCCUCAACUGCAUGCGUGCGUUGACUGGGUUCGGGGGUGGCGGCUUGAUGACGAUGGCGACGAUUGUGAACUCGGAUAUGAUUCCGUUCCGCAAGCGUGGCAUGUAUCAGGCGUUGCAAAACGGCAUGUUUGGUUUCGGAGCCAUUUGUGGCGCGUCCUUUGGGGGGUCCAUCGCCGAUAGCAUCGGUUGGCGGUGGUGCUUCAACCUUCAGGUUCCAAUAUCGAUCUUUGCGCUCUUUGUCGGUGCAUUGGUCAUCAAGAACCCCGAGGGCGGCUUUCACUUGGGCCAAAGCUUUCGAGAGACGUGGGCCACGGUGGACUUUACCGGUUCAUUCUUGCUGGUCAUUGCCAUCUCCCUACAGCUUGUUGGUCUCAGCCUCGGCGGCAACGAGCUUCCCUGGAGCAGUCCGUGGGUUGUAGGCUCGCUCAUAUGCAGCUUCGUCCUCCUCGGGCUCUUCCUGAUCGUGGAAGCAAAGACUCCCGCCAUUCCAAUCAUCCCGCUCCGCUUGCUUCACGGCAAGCUGCCUGCUUUGAUCCAGUUUUCCAACAUCUGUGUUGGAACAUCUGCAUAUGCGUAUUUGUUCAACCUUCCUCUUUUCUUCCAGGUGGUCCUGCUUGACUCUGCCACAACUGCCGGUGGACGCCUCGCGAUCCCCUCACUUGCGACUCCCAUCGGUGGCCUCAUUGCCGGCAUCGUCAUGUCGAGAUGGGGGAAGUUGGUGACCCUAGUUCGAGUCGGGGCCAUCCUCAUGGUUAUCGGGAACGCCCUGGUCACGUCGCUUGGCUUUGAGGACUCCGUAUGGAAGUACUACGUGUACAUAUUUCCUGCGAACCUGGGCCAAGGGAUCGUGUAUCCGGGCAUUCUCUUCACUUCACUUGCCACGUUUGAUCACGCGGAUCAUGCUGUGACCGCAUCGACGGUCUACUUGAUCCGCUCUCUAGGAACUGUGUAUGGCGUCGCCAUCACAUCUGCCAUUGUGCAAACCACGCUCAGCGUCCGGCUUCCGGAUGCUUUGGGCGAGAUACCAGACAAAUGGAGAGUUAUUGACGAGAUCCGACACUCGGUAUCCGCCAUCAAGACGCUUCCUCCGGAUGUGCAACUCAAAGCACGGCUUGUUUACUACGACGGGCUUCGCUACUCCUUUGCCGUAUCUACGGCUGUCGCGGCGGCUGCUGUGUGCACUGCUCUCCUUGCCAGAGCAAGAGGGCUUCGCAGCACCAAAUAA